This is a messenger RNA of Paramecium pentaurelia, 1467 nucleotides long. The record is from the annotation of a GenBank genome assembly. Lineage: Eukaryota; Ciliophora; Oligohymenophorea; Peniculida; Parameciidae.
CAAUGUAAUAGGAAUUCAAAUUACCAUAAAAGAUAAUAGAGUUGUAUGCUAAAUAUCAGAAUAAAUCAUAGAAAGUGAAAAAAUUCUAACUUUAAGAGCAUACUUUUAUGCUUGAAGAUCAUUAUGCUCCUGUAGAAAUAAGUAAUAAUUUCUAUAAAUAAAUAAAGUUGGAAGUGGUGCUUAUGGGUGUGUAAUAUAAGCUGAUGAUAAGAAUGCUAAAACCGAGAAAGAUAGAUAGGUGGCCAUUAAAAAAAUUGAGAGAGCAUUUGAACAUAGACUAUAUGCAAAAAGAACUUUGAGAGAAUUAAAAAUUCUUAGAUUGAUGAAGCAUGAGAAUGUAAGAUUUUUUAGAUUGAAAUAGAUUGUUGAAUUAAAAACUCUCCUUCUUCCAAAAUCUAGAGAAGAAUUUGAAGAUGUUUACAUGGUUACUGAAUUAUUAGAAACAGACUUAGCACAAGUAAUUAAGAGUGACUAAGUCUUAACAGAUGAGCAUAUUUAAUUAUUCUUAUAUUAAAUUUUAAGAGGAUUGAAGUAUUUACAUACUGCAGGAAUUUUGCAUCGAGAUUUAGUAUCACAUUAUUUAAAAAUUAAUUUAGAAACCAAGAAAUUUAUUAUUAAAUAGAAAUUGUGAUCUGAAAAUCUGCGAUUUCGGUUUAGGUAGAGCAAUGGCUGAUCCUACAUCAUCCAAUAAUGCCAAUAUUAUGACUUACUAUGUAGAAACUAGAUGGUAUAGAGCCCCUGAAUUGUUAGUGAGUUUUAAGAAUUAUACACCUGCUGUGGAUAUGUGGUCAGUUGGAUGUAUUUUAGCAGAACUACUAUUAAGAAAACCAUUUUUGAGAGGGGAUUCAAGUAAUUAAUUAUAAAAAUUAAUUAAGCUAAGCGAUAAGUCAAAUUGAUUUUUGAAUUAUUGGGUACACCAAAUGAAGCCUAUAUUUAAUCAUUUUAAGAUGAAAAAGUUUAAAAUAAUUUAAGGAAAGUUAUUAAGGAAACUGGUCCAAAAUAAGGUAUUCCAUUAGAAUAAUUAUUUAAAAAUGCUUCUAAAAAUGGUAUUAUUUUCUAAUUAUAUGAAAAGCUUUGGAUUUAUUAAGGAAACUACUAACAUUUGAUUUUAGAUAGAGAAUAACAGUUUAGUAAGCCUUAGAACAUCCUUAUUUGGCUUAAUUGCAUUUUGAAGCUGAUGAACCUAGUGCUUAAUUAGUCAAUUAAUUAGAGUUUGAAUUUGAAAAAUAUGAAAUGACCAGAGAAUAAAUCAAAGGUAAAAAAGUAAAUCUAAUUGUAUUAGAUCUCCUUUAUGAAGAAAUUCUAUUGUAUUAUUUUCCAGAAUUCUAAGCAUCAUAUGAAGCAAAGAAAAAAUCUGGAUAAAGUUUAAUAUCUCAUAUUGUGAACAAUGAAAAUGCAAAAAUAGUAAAUUAUUUAUUUAAAAUAGUUUGAUCCAACAGCAGAUGAUGAUUUAGAUAGAGAUUGAAU